Molecule: messenger RNA, 735 nt
Organism: Peronospora matthiolae
Lineage: Eukaryota; Oomycota; Peronosporomycetes; Peronosporales; Peronosporaceae
Source: the annotation of a GenBank genome assembly
AUGAAUAUGUUAGAUGAUGAUGAUGACCAAAGCUUUCACGCUACGCGUGACGGCUACUCCCAUUUGAGCGAUGUCGGAUGGGAUGCGGUUGAACGGAUGGGUUCAACCAUGGGCAUCCAUGCUGUUAGCGUCAUGCUAGAGGCUCUCAAUAGAGAUGCCCAACAUGCUACUAUCGCCAAGUUCAUUCAAAAUGAACUUGACGCAGAACGCGAGAAAGUAGCCUUGCUUCAACAACAAGGAUCUCAACAAGCAGAGUUGUUGAGAGAACAGGGUGCUCAACAGUUUGAACUGUUGAGACAGCAGCAGGCUGCUAGUGGUGGGUCGAUGCAUUCGCGUCGACCCGAGACCUUGAAGAUUGACAUCUCCAAGUAUAGGGGAGUCGAAGAGGACUCCCUCUUGAGAUGGUUCGUCGAAUUAGACGACGCCAUAAGGGCGCGUCGCAUCGACGAUGGGGAAAUGCAAGUUGCAUUUGCCCAGUCAAAUCUGGCAGGACGUGCCAAGACUUGGGCACUGGGGCUCAAGUUGCACGACCCAUAUGCGUUUGGGUCAUUGGAAGUCUUCAAGUCGCGGCUUAGACAAACGCUUGAACCGCCUAGAGCUGAGUUCAGAGCUCGAACCGAACCAUUGAAGCUCAAACAGGGUAAGCGUGAUGUGCACGCUUACGCGCAACAUAUACGACAUCUCACGAGUUGUAGAAGUUCCAACCCGGUUGAUGAACACACGCUGAUUCACUAG